This is a messenger RNA of Arvicanthis niloticus (Nile rat), 5663 nucleotides long. RefSeq names its product transforming growth factor beta receptor associated protein 1 (gene Tgfbrap1). NCBI's taxonomy places the organism in Eukaryota, Metazoa, Chordata, Mammalia, Rodentia, Muridae. Gene Ontology annotation, cellular component: membrane; cytoplasm. Gene Ontology annotation, biological process: intracellular protein transport; vesicle-mediated transport; endosomal vesicle fusion. The record is from RefSeq and is a predicted model, not a curated record.
GGCGUGACUCUGGUGUCACUCAGCGCGCCGGAGUCGCGAUGCCUUUCACAGAGGGUAGAGUUCGUGGCUGGCAGAUUUGGGUGACGCACCUCAGCCAAGAGGACGAACCGAGAUGGAGAGCGGAGGGGUGUCCUGCCCCGGCCGCGCCGGAAGCACGGAAGGCUAAGCAACGCGAGCUGGCCGCCAUUGGUCUGCCUCCAGUGACGUCCCUUGGCAGAGGCCUCAGGGAUUCUCCCGACUGCUUGGAAAGACAGAAUCAACCAAGAGGGCAGACAACUGUGACCCCAAUUGGCAUUGUCAUGUCUGAAGUCAUCCUUCUUUUCGCUUUUUACAAUGUCUCAAUCGUUUAUUGUCUGAUCUCACUUCUACAUAAAUUACUUCCACAUGGACAUUUGUACCCUGUUGAUUGACAUCAAGGGAGAGAAGUUUCAAGAAGGUGGUGUAUGAAGCAGCAAGUUUAAUGUCUGGAAAUGUGGUCCCAAGUCCUUACUCUACUACUUGCCCUUGUGGCUUUCUGGACCCACCACUCAAGCUGAAACUUCAGAUUCUUCAUCUGUAGAAAAUUGUGACAGAUCACCCAGUAGACAUGAUGAACAUCAAAGCCUUCACCUUGGUCUCUGCAGUGGAACGGGAGCUGCUGAUGGGUGACAGAGACCACAUCAGCAUUGAGUGUGUGGAGUGCUGUGGCAGGAAUCUCUAUGUCGGCACCAGUGACUGCUUCAUUUACCACUUCCUGCUGGAGGAGAAGGCCACACCUACAGGGACAGCUACAUUCAUUGCCACCAAACAGCUACACAGACACCUGGGCUUCAAGAAACCUGUGAACGAGCUGUGUGCAGCCUCAGCUCUCAAUAGGCUGCUGGUGCUCUGUGACAACUCUAUAACCCUGGUUAACAUGCUGAACCUGGAGCCAGUCCCCUCAGGAGCCCGCAUCAAAGGGGCUACAACAUUUGCAGUAAAUGAGAACCCUGUGAAUGGGGACCCUUUCUGCGUGGAGGUGUGCAUCAUUUCCGUGAAGCGCAGGACCGUCCAAAUGUUUCUGGUAUACGAGGACCGAGUACAGAUUGUCAAGGAAGUGUCCACUCCAGAGCAGCCUCUUGCUGUGGCUGUGGAUGGCUACUUCUUGUGCCUGGCCUUGACCACACAAUACAUCAUACUGAACUACAGCACAGGCCUUUCCCAGGACCUGUUUCCCUACUGCAGUGAGGAGAAGCCACCCAUCGUCAAGAGGAUAGGCAGACAGGAGUUCCUGCUGGCUGGCCCAGGAGGCUUGGGCAUGUUUGCCACCGUGGCGGGGAUUUCCCAGCGUGCCCCUGUGCACUGGUCAGAAAAUGUGAUUGGGGCAGCUGUUUGCUUUCCCUAUGUUAUAGCGCUCGAUGACGAAUUCAUCACAGUUCACAGCAUGCUGGAUCAGCAGCAGAAACAGACCCUACCAUUUAAAGAGGGUCACAUCCUGCAGGACUUUGAAGGAAGAGUGAUUGUUGCCACAAGUAAAGGAGUUUACAUCUUGGUUCCAUUACCUCUGGAAAAACAAAUACAGGAUCUGUUAGCAAACCGGAGAGUGGAGGAGGCUUUGGUCUUGGCAAAAGGAGCCCGGAGGAACAUUCCAAAAGAGAAAUUUCAGGUAAUGUACAGAAGGAUUCUGCAGCAGGCAGGCUUUAUACAGUUUGCACAACUCCAGUUCCUGGAAGCCAAAGAGCUCUUCAGAAGCAGCCAGCUGGAUGUCCGGGAGCUGAUCUCUCUCUACCCCUUCCUGUUGCCCACCUCCUCCUCCUUCACCCGGUCUCACCCUCCUCUUCAUGAGUACGCAGACCUGAACCAGCUGACCCAAGGUGACCAGGAGAAGAUGGCCAAGUGCAAGCGCUUCCUCAUGAGCUACCUGAACGAAAUCCGCAGCACAGAGGUAGCGAAUGGUUACAAGGAAGACAUCGACACGGCCUUGCUCAAGCUGUAUGCAGAGGCUGACCAUGACAGCCUACUGGACCUCUUGGUCACUGAGAACUUCUGCUUGCUGACAGACAGUGCUGCCUGGCUGGAGAAGCACAAAAAGUACUUUGCACUGGGGCUGCUCUAUCAUUACAACAAACAAGACGCUUCUGCAGUUCAGUUGUGGGUGAACAUUGUGAACGGGGACAUCCAGGAUUCUACACGCUCAGACCUGUAUGAGUACAUUGUUGAUUUUCUUACCUACUGCCUAGACCAAGAACUGGUGUGGACCCAUGCUGACUGGCUGCUGCAGAAAAGUGAGGAGAUUGGAGUCCAAGUUUUCACCAAGAGACCUUUGGACGAGCAGCAUCAGACUAGUUUUAAUCCAGACGACAUUAUUAGUUGCCUUAAGAAGUACCCUAAAGCCCUGGUUAAGUAUCUGGAACAUCUCGUUAUCGACAGGAGAUUGCAGAAAGAAGAGUAUCACACCCACCUUGCCGUCCUCUACCUGGAGGAGGUGCUUCGGCAGAGGGUACCCACUGGAGGCAAGGACAUAGAAGCCACUGAGACACAGUCCAAACUCCGGAGGCUGCUCCAGAAGUCUGAUUUGUACCGCGUCCACUUUUUGAAAGAGAAAAUCCAGGGUGCUGGCCUGCCCAUGGAAAGUGCCAUCCUCCAUGGGAAGCUGGGUGAGCAUGAAAAGGCCCUGCACAUCCUGGUGCACGAGCUGGGGGACUUCUCUGCAGCUGAGGACUACUGCCUGUGGAGCUCCGAGGGUCAGGAUGCAGCCUGCCGUCAGCGCCUCUUCCACACACUGCUCUCCAUGUACCUCAGUGCAGGCCCCUCUGCCCAAGAGCUGACUGUGGCUGCUGUGGACUUACUGAACCAUCACGCCAGGGAAUUUGAUGCCACCCAGGUCCUACAGCUGCUGCCUGACACCUGGUCGGUGCAGCUUCUCUGCCCAUUCCUCACAGGGGCUAUGAGGGACAGCAUCCAUGCCAGGAGGACCACACAAGUGGCUCUUGGCCUGGCCAAAUCAGAAAACCUGAUUUACAUGUAUGAUAAGAUGAAGCUGAAGGGAAGCGUAGUUCAUCUCUCAGAGAAAAAGCUCUGCCAGCUCUGCCAGAACCCUUUUGGUGAACCUGUGUUUGUCAGAUACCCAAAUGGAGGGCUUGUGCAUACCCACUGUGCCGCCAGCAGACACUCAACCCCCAGCUCGCCCAGCCCUGGCACUCGGACUUGAAAAGCGUGAUUCCAGGCUACAAAGGAGAUUCUUUUCCAAACCUGUUUUUUUGUGUGUGUGUGUGUGUGUGUGUGUGUGUGUGUGUGUGUGAGAGAGAGAGAGAGAGAGAGAGCGCCAGAACAAAAGGAAGGUGUCUAGACUUGAGAGAAAUGCUAUCCCUGGGAAACAAGGGCACUUCACUGCUGAUUGUUCUGUGAAUGUAAAUGGAAAAGGCCUGAACACCCCCCCUCCCCCCAGGAUAGUGACAGGCCAGAGUCUACCUGUCCAGGAGGUUACAGUCAUCCAAAGCACAAGCCAGCUCUGAAAAGCAGGCAAUGUAGCCUGGGUGAUCCAGACACAGGUGGGGCCUGAAAAUGAGGUCUGCCUGGCCCAGGCAAAUGUCCAGGGUGCAGAAGCCUGAGCUGGGCACCUUGCCUUUGAGGAGGAAUGCUCCUCACAUAGGCUCCACAUCUGCCCCUAAAGUGGACGGAGCAUCUGGUCUUCCCAUCCAGCUGUCAACCUCUGAAACCCUCUGCUUCGGUUACUUAAGCACUCACUGGGUGUAAAGUCCUAUGCUUCUGGCUGCCUAGCACAUGGAAAUCUAUUUAGAAAGAGCUAAAGAUUCAGUGGACAAAGGCACUUGCCACCAAGCAUGACAACCUGAAUUCAGUCCCCAGAACCUACAUGAGGAAGGAGAAAACCAACUCCCACAUACAGGCUGUCAUCUUACACACAUGUGUGAAUGCACGCAGCACAACCGCACGCACCCCCCCCACACACACACACACGGGGGUGGGGGUGGCUGGGGUCUAAGAGAAGACCUCUAAGAGAAGAGGUCUAAGUGGGAAGCUGCUUUGCCUGUCCAGAAGACUGCAACAGAAAGAAGACCCAGGUGUUUGAGGUCCCAGAAACAGGUUCCUUUUCAUCCACUUGCUGACUGGAAACACCUUGGUGGACAUAAAUAAUUCGAAUGUUUUUAUUUGACUAUUUCAUAUCAUCUUUGUAGUUUUCUCUCAUUUGAAAUUUUGUCAGUCUUACUCGUUACAGAUAUCUCUUUCCUCAUUAAAGUGUACCUCCUACUGAAUACUUGGGAAAUUCAAAGGGAAGUGUGAUCAGUACACCACUGAGCCUACCAGGAAAAGCUCAUGCUGGCCUCUGCCCUGUAGCAGGCAGCUGGCAGAGCUGCUGCCCCUGUUCUGCCCACAGGUGUUUCUGCAGGAUCUUAGGAAGCCAGGCCACCUUAUCUGCCAACACUUUCCAUGCCUGCCCUGAGCUUUCCUGAACGCUUAGAGGAAAGGUCUUAUCUGUGACCAACUGGACUUGGUGUCUGUCAUUGUCACAGACAAACUGCAGCUCUUGCCAUAUCCCUGCUCUGUUUGAAGUCUCGGAGCCAAUCCCCGGGAUGGUAACUCUGUGAGAACAUCAGAGCAGACAGCACACUCUUCUACUAAAAUGCUUGGAAAAGAAGCAUCAUCUCCUGGGCUGAUGGGAUGGCCCCAGAACACGCCCCACGCCAUCUGCCAGACCCUCCCCCCACCCCGUCCAUUCUUGACAAAAUGAUCUCUGCACUUACAAUAAUCGGUGUAUUUCUUGUCCCUUUGGGAUUCUGAGUAAGCCAGGAAGUAAACGCACCCAUGAGUGUUCAGGGAACUGACACCCUUUUCCCUACAUGUGUUGAUGUCUGAGAAUAAAUGAUGAAGUCUCCUUGCAGCUCCACUGUGUCCCAAGGAUGACUGAGAACACUCUUCUCUCACUGCAUGACAUUACAGCCUAUGAAUUGGUGUUUAAUCUUAGCACGGUCAAACCUGAAAGCACUGUUUUUCAUGCACAAAACAGGUGCAGUCUCAGAAAGGGCUUGUGACUGUUCGUUCCUAACGUGGGGGACUCUAGUCUCUUGAGUAUUAAUCGAUAAAGAGCUGCCCCUCCCCCCAAUCCUUUAAAGCAUACACUUCUACAAGGUAGCAAAUCACCUCACAUGUUACAAACUAUUAUUUCCUUCCUCACACCCUCCCAGGGGCCAUUUCACAAAUCCGGUUUUUAAGAUGAAUACAUAGCAUACUUUUGUCACAGCCCUGCUCCUUUGUGACUGUCCCCUGGGUAGCACAACAGCUGGCACUCGGCCCUUUCCCGCUUUGGCUCAGUGCAACCAUCCUGGCUGGAGCAGCACGGGCCGAGCUUGGGUCACAUUGGUAUCUGAAGAGGACCAGGGCUGUUCAAUUUGGGGGAACUUUAUCUGCUGUUGCCUACAAGGUGUUAAUGUAGGCCUGUCACCUAGGCUGUGGGCACUGGGCCUGAGCACAGAACUGAGAGCCUCUGUGAGCCAUGCUUGACACUUGUGGAGCACAGAGAAAUGGGUCACACUGUCACCUGUCUCACAACCGGGGCAGCCCUUGCUUCCCGCUUGCUCUCCCACAGGAAUCUGUCCUCCGAGCUUCCUUUGCCUCUUAACGGGUCCCAAAUCCACAAGAUGUACAAAUGUAAACUUGUUGAUUUUAUUAAAAUUCUUCUAAUUCUU